CAACCCGACGGUCAGUGUGUCUUAAUUGACAAGUGGAUUCGGUCUUUCAGCGCUGCUCCACGGGGUGGUGUCGACACAAGGCAACACCUGCAGCCAUUUUACCAUCCGAUGUCGUGAAUCAAAUCCAUCUCUGAGCAGCCCGUCUGCACCCUUGAAUCCAGCAGGUCAAAAAUGGUAAAAAGAAAGAGCUUGGAUGACAGUGACCAGGAAAACUGUCGGGGGGUUCCGUUUCCGAUCCAAACCUUCCUAUGGAGACAGACCAGCGCGUUUUUACGGCCGAAGUUAGGGAAGCAGUAUGAAGCGUCCUGUGUGUCAUUUGAGCGGGUGCUGGUGGAGAACAAACUCCACGGGCUCUCUCCAGCCCUCACUGAAGCCAUCCAGAGCAUCUCUCGCUGGGAGCUGGUCCAGGCUGCUCUGCCUCAUGUUCUCCACUGCACUGCCAUCCUUCUCUCCAACCGCAACAAGCUGGGACACCAGGAUAAACUCGGGGUAGCUGAAACGAAACUCCUUCACACUCUACAUUGGAUGCUUCUGGAGGCGGCCCAGGAGUGCCACCAGGAGCCUGGCCUGGGACACGGCUGGUCUGGGGGCAGCAGUGGUAGCAGUAGUGCCUACCUUCAGCCCAUGGGGAACCAGGGUCUCACAGACCACAAUGGCAGCACAACUGAAGAGAAUGAAUAUGCCCGUGCCAAACUCUACCACAAGAACAUGGCCACUGUGGAGCUCUUUGUGUUUCUCUUUGCCCCCCUCAUUAACCGGAUCAAGGAGUCUGACCUCACCUUUCGAUUGGCUGGUGGACUUGUUAUUUGGCAGCCAAUGUGGGAGCACCGUCAACCUGAUGUUCCUGCUUUUUCUGCCCUUGUCAAACCCAUGCGUAACAUUAUAACAGCAAAGAGGAAUUCUCCAGUGAAUAACCAGUGUAGUUCUCAUGAUACCAGUAACCCAUGCCCUGCCGUGGUAUGUGAAUCAGACCAGCCAGACUCCUCCUCCCCCUCGGUGACAGGACGGAGCUGUCGCCGUGGCAACUCUGUGGAGAAGGGAGGGUCCUCACAGCAGGCCUUUGAAAAAGGAUUUUCACAACCAAAGAAUUUCUCAGUCCCUGGUGGCAUCUCUGUAUCACAGCGAGCAAGGUAUGCCACCUAUUUUGAUGUUGCAGUGCUGCGUUGCUUGAUGCAGCCUUACUGGACAGAAGAGGGUGUGCAUUGGGCCCUCAUAUACUACCUGCAGCGGCUGCGUCAGAUACUGCAGGAGAAGCCUGAACGCCCCCCUGAACCCCUGAUACCCCCCUUACCACGGCCCCGCAGUAGUUCCAUGGUGGCUGCUACCCCUUCUUUGGUUAAUACUCACAAAACACAGGAUAUGACUCUAAAAUGUAAUGAGGAAAGCAGAUCUUUGAGCUCUGAGACCUUCUCCAAAGUGUCAGUUUCCAACCUGAGGAGACCAGCAGUCCCUGACCUCUCAACUGAGAUGGGCAUGAACUUAUUCAAAAAGUUUAAGAACCGUAAAGAUGAUCGAGAGAGAAAAGGCUCUAUCCCAUUCCACCAUACUGGAAAGAAACGCCAGCGUCGAAUGGGUGUGCCUUUCCUGAUGCACGAGGAUCACCUGGAUGUCUCACCAACACGCAGCACCUUCUCAUUCGGAAGCUUCUCUGGACUGGGAGAUGACCGGCGCACACUGGAACGUGGGGGUUGGCCUUCCACUAUCAUGGGGAAGUUAACACGUCGUGGAAGCUCAGAUACUACCGGAGAUGUGGACAGUCUUGGAGCAAAACAUUUUCACUCCCACCACAACUUGCCUGAACACUCCAACAGUCACAGUGACAAUACCAUCAAAGAGGGUGUUCGUUCCCAGAUCUCCACCAUCACCAUGGCUACAUUUAACACAACUGUGGCUUCCUUUAAUGUAGGCUAUACAGAUUUCUUCACAGAGCACAUUAAGAAACUGUGUAACCCCAUUCCCAUCCCUGAGAUGCCAUGUGAGCCGCUGGCCUGCUCCAACCUUCCCCGAAGUCUGACAGACUCCUGCAUCAAUUACACAUCGCUAGAGGACCGAGACAAUAUUGAGGGCACUAACAACUUCAUUCUGAAGAAUGGCAUGCUGGACCUCAUGGCUAUUUUGCGGGCCCUGUAUUCCGUACUCACCCAUGACAUCAGUUCUCGGAUUUGCGACGUGGCACUCAACAUCAUCGAAUGCCUCCUGCAGCUGGGGGUUGUGCCCAGUGUGAUUAAGAAACCCCCCAAACCUGAGGACAAAGAGGCAGAGCGUCCGAAGGAGGGAGCCAGUCAGAGUGUGGGUGGAGCUCAGGGGGAGGCGGCUGGAGGCACAGGAGCAGCACCUAAUGGAGGUGGUGGAGGAGAUGGAGGAGGAGGAGGUGGAGAGAGUCGUGGAGGAAGCAGAGAUGAUAUAAAGAAUAACAAGGACAACCAGGAUGGAGACACUUCACUCAGCACUCACAGGUUGGCUCUAACCAUGCUCAUCAAGAUCGUAAAAUCGCUCGGCUGUGCGUACGGUUGUGGUGAAGGCCAUCGUGGGCUUUCUGGAGACCGCCUUCGGAUGCAGGCGCAGAAUUGUUUGACUACUCUGUACAAGCUGGAUAAAGUGCAGUUCCGGCAGACUAUGAAAGAAUAUGUUAAUAAGGAUUCGCUCAACAACAUUGUGGAUUUCCUACAUGCCCUACUUGGCUUCUGCAUGGAGCCAAUCACUGACAAAUACGGCAGUGCAGGUGAGAGGUCCAGGAGGGCGAAUAAAAGAAACUUCGACAAGGCUGGCUUCGGGAACAACUUCACCACUGGAGGAGACAAGUCUCUGGCCCAAAGCAUGGAGACUGUGGUGGUGGGCUGCAUGUUCAAGUCUCUCAUCACAAGAUGUGCCUCCACUACACAUGAGCUUCACAGUUCUGAGAACCUGGGCCUGUAUUGUGACAUACGUCAGCUGGUUCAGUUUAUUAAGGAGUCCCAUGGAAAUGUCUUCCGACGUGUGGCUCUCAGUGCCCUUCUGGACAGCGCUGAAAAACUCAAUACCACUAAAAAAACAGACGACAAGGAGACCAAGUCAUCUUCAGCAAAAAAUGAGGAGCAAAUCCCAGGAGCGCUUUUAGGAAAGAAAGACUUUUGGAGGAAGAUGUUCAAAUCUCAGAGUGCCGCCAGUGAUACAAGCAGCCAAUCAGAGCAGGAUACGUCAGAGUGCACCACUGCCCACUCUGGUACUACCACAGACCGGCGUUCACGGUCACGUUCCCGACGGAUUUCACUACGCAAGAAACUCAAACUGCCCAUAGGAAACUGGCUAAAACGCUCCUCUCUCUCUGGUCUGGCUGAUGGGGUGGAAGACCUGCUGGACAUCAGCUCAGUGGACAGACUGUCCUUUAUCAGACAGAGCUCCAAGGUCAAGUUCACCAGUGCUGUGAAGCUGUCGGAGGGUAGCGCUAUCGAAUAUGGGCGAGAGGAAGAGGAGAAUUUCUUCAAGCGGCUCGGUAAAUGGCGGUCUGGUCGGAGGAACCCUUCCAAGCUUCACCACACAGAAGAGAAAGAUGGUUGCCAUGGAUUCCAGGAGCGUUUGGCUGCCAGUCAGGAGGCCAUGAAGAAUAAGAACAUUGUGAAUCUAGGUGCAAUCAGACAGGGCAUGAAGAGAUUUCAGUUCCUGUUGAACUGCUGUGAACCGGGAACCAUACCAGAUGCUUCGAUUUUAGCAGCAGCACUGGACCUGGAAGCACCCGUGGUGGCAAGGGCCUCGCUUUUCCUAGAGUGUGCUCGUUUUGUGCAUCGCUGUAACCGUGGUAACUGGCCAGAGUGGAUGAAAGGUCACCAUGUGAACAUCACUAAGAGAGGGCUGUCCAGAGGACGAUCGCCUAUAGCAGGAAACAAAAGAAACACAAAGCUCCAGUGGAACGCAGCCAAACACUUUUACCAGUGGGGAGAUGCAAUCGGCACUCGGCUGAGUGAAAUUUGCCACUCAGACACUGAGAGUCCAGCCAACAUCUUGGGUUUUAUCUAUGAUGAAGAGAGCAAGAGAAGAGCAAAAAAGGAGGACGAGGAAGAAGAUUAUCUGGAUGACAACACAGUCAACCCCACAAAGUGUGGAUGUCCCUUUUCUCUGAAGAUGGCUGCUUGUCAGCUGCUUCUGGAGAUCACCACUUUCCUGCGAGAGACCUUUCCCUGUCUUCCCAGACCCAGAACAGAGCCCCUUGUGGAUUUAGAGAGCUGUCGUUUGCGUCUGGACCCUGAGCUAGGCCGUCACCGCUAUGAGAGGAAGAUCAGCUUUGCAGGAAUCCUGGAUGAUGAAGAUGGACAAGACGAUUCUCUGAACAGCAGCAGCCACACCCUCAAGUCUGACACUGGCUGUGAGGAAAAGAAAUCAUCACAAGAGCCACUGGCUCCAAUUAGAAAGAUCCGUAUUGGUGGCUCUCGGUUGCUACAAAUUAAAGGAGCAAGGAGUUUCCGAGUAAAGAAAGGAGGCUCUUUAUCUUCUAUCCGCCGAGCAGGGAGUCUGAAAAGCACUAAGAUGUCCAGACAGGACUCUGAGUCUGAAAAUGAUGCAGAAUCAGAACGACUGCUCUCCCAGAGUAGAGAUACUGUCACUGAUAUAGGGAGCCCUUGGAGUGCUAGUGAGCCAAGCAUUGAACCUGAGGGUCCUGGCAGCACAGGGGGUCUGGAAGACAACUACCAUCGCAACAUGUCCUGGCUACAUAUUAUGAUUCUGCUGUGCAACCAGCAGAGUUUCAUCUGCACUCAUGUGGAUUUCUGCCACCCUCGCUGCUAUCAGCACCACAGCCGCUCAUGUUCUCGGCUCGUCCGUGCCAUCAAACUUCUAUACGGAGAGACAGUAGACAGUCUGAAAGAGAACAGCACUACCGGCAAUAUCAGUGGCCGCGCCAAGAAGAGCAAAGAGUGUUCAGACAAAUCCUGCCUCCGGACCCCAUCCAUGAAGAGACGCCCCACUGACAGCAGUGCUGAGGGGAAAAAAGACACUGGCAUGCUAAAGUACAUCCGCAACCAGGUAAUGAGUCUGUCUCCAGCCCCUUUGUCCUUGCUUAUAAAAGCAGCCCCUAUCCUGACUGAGGACAUGUAUGGAGACAUUUUGCCUGCAGCAUGGGAGCUCCUGCUGAGUGUGGAUGAACAUAUGGCUGCAGCUGCAGCUGCCCUGUUCCUGCUGUGCGCGGUGAAGGUGCCGGAUGGAGUGACCGAAAUGAUGAUGGCUGAGUUUCAGCAUCAGGAAGCAUGUCAGAGAAUUAACUCCAUUUUGAAAUUCUACACUGUCUGGAGAUUCCGGUACCAAGUUUGGCCUCGGAUGGAAGAGGGGGCUCAGCAGAUAUUUAAGAUUCCUCCACCCAGCAUUAACUUCACACUGCCCUCUCCUAUCCUGGGAAUGCCCUGUGUGCCUAUAUUUGACCCUCCAUGGGUUCCUGUUAAUGCAGGCACUGUUCCAGAUGCAAUCAGUGAAGAUCAGUUUAAAUCAUUCUCAGCACGAGCAGUAUCUCGCUCUCACCAACGGGCAGAACACAUCCUGAAAAACAUGCAGCAGGAGGAAGAGAAGAGGAGGCUCGGUCGUGAGGCCAGCAUCAUCACGGCCAUCCCUAUCGCUCAGGAGGCCUGCUAUGAGCCCACAUGUAGUCCACCACCUGAGCAGGAAGAGGAAGUAGAAGAUGUGGUGAACUUGACAUCACGUCGUCUGUCCGUCAGCCCCUCUUGUGCCUCCAGUAACUCCCACAGAAACUACUCCUUCCGCAGGGGCUCUGUGUGGUCAGUGCGGUCAGUGGUCAGUGCUGAAGAUGAUGAAAACACAACAGAACUCACACCAACACAUCACAUGCUGCAGCCACCCCAGUCUGUUUUCCCACCAUGCAUCUGUGCUGCUGUGUUGCCCAUUGUGCACCUGAUGGAAGAUGGAGAAGUUCGGGAGGAUGGAGUUGCAGUAUGUGCUGUUGCUCAGCAGGUUUUGUGGAACUGCCUGAUUGAAGAUCCAGCCUUGGUUCUUAGACAUUUCCUGGAGAAACUCACAGUCAGUAAUAGACAGGAUGAACUGAUGUACAUGCUGAGGAAACUGCUUCUUAACAUUGGGGAUUUGCCUGCACAGACCUCGCACAUUCUUUUCAACUAUCUGGUGGGCUUGAUCAUGUACUUUGUAAGGACUCCCUGUGAGUGGGGCAUGGAUGCCAUAUCAGCCACUUUGACCUUUCUGUGGGAGAUUGUGGGUUAUGUGGAGGGGCUGUUUUUUAAAGACCUUAAACAGACUAUGAAGAAAGAACAGUGUGAGGUCAAGCUUCUGGUUACUGCCUCCAUGCCAGGAACCAAAACCCUGGUGGUUCAUGGACAGAAUGAGUGUGACAUUCCCACCCAGUUACCAGUGCAUGAAGACACCCAGUUUGAAGCUCUUUUGAAGGAGUGUUUAGAAUUCUUCAAUAUUCCAGAGGCUCGAUCUGCCAACUAUUUUUUGAUGGAUAAGCGUUGGAACCUUAUACACUAUGCCAAGACCUAUGUGCGAGACAUCUACCCUUUCAGAAGAUCAGUGUCUCCUCAACUUAACCUGGUUCAUAUGCUUCCAGAGAAGGGCCAGGAGCUCAUUCAGAAACAGGUGUUUUCUAGAAAGUUGGAAGAGAUUGGCCGAGUUCUGUUCAUCAUCUCGCUUACCCAGCGUAUGCCUGCUAUGCACAAACAAUCCCACGUCUCCAUGCUUCAGGAAGACCUUCUGCGACUGCCGUCCUUCCCUCGCUCUGCCAUUGAUGCGGAGUUCACACUCUUCAAUGAGCCUCUAGGCAAAGAGCUCUUUGGUUUGGACACCUUACAGAAGGUCCUAUGGAUUAAACUGCUGGAGGAGAUGUUUCUGGGCAUGCCCAGUGAAUACCCUUGGGGUGAUGAGAUUAUGCUAUUUCUGAAUGUGUUUAACGGUGCCCUGCUCCUACACCCCGAGGACAGCGCCCUCCUCAGGCAAUACAGUGCCACUGCCAUCAACACAGCUGUACACUUCAACCACCUCUUCUCCCUCAGUGGCUAUCAAUGGAUCCUUCCUACGAUGCUCCAGACAUACGCAGAUUAUGAGAGUAACCCACUGUUGCGUCGAGGGAUUGAAUUCUGCUGCAGGCAGUUCUAUAUUCUCCAUCGCAAACCUUUCAUAUUGCAGCUCUUCGCUAGUGUGGCCCCACUGCUGGAGUUCACUACUCGCACUAGUACUGGUUUAUCGAAAGGAGUGUCUUCACAGUGUCUUUUUGACCUGCUGGUAUCUUUGGAGGGAGAGACUGCAGAUUCCCUGGAUGCUCUGGAGCUGGUGAAGGCUGAGAAACCUCUCCGCUCUCUGGAUUUUUGCUAUGGUAAUGAGGACCUGGCCUUUUCAAUCAGUGAAGCCAUAAAGCUCUGUGUCACAGUGGUUGCUUAUGCACCAGAGUCCUACCGCAGUUUGCAGAUGCUGAUGGUUCUUGAGGCUUUGGUUCCGUGUUACCUGCAGAAGAUGAAGGGUAACACACAGACUCUGGAGUCAGCGUCUGCAGCGAGGGAUGAGAUCGCUGCCAUAGCUGCUCUGGCCACUUCUCUGCAGGCUCUGCUCUACAGCGUGGAGUCAUUGACACGACCUAUGACUGCACCUCAGAUGAGUCGAUGUGAUCAAGGCCACAAGGGAGCAACUACAGCCAACCACGCCAUGUCUGGAGGACCAAACACCAGGGAUAACCUGCACCUGCUGGAGGAGGGUCAGGGUAUAUUGAGGGAGGAACUGGAUGAGCGUAUCACCCGUGAAGAGUUCCGUCGCCCCCGUGAGUCUCUGCUUAACAUCUGCACAGAGUUUUACAAGCACUGUGGUCCACGCCUCAAAAUCCUGCAGAAUGUGGCAGGAGAACCCAGAGUCACUGCUCUAGAGCUGCUGGAUAUCAAGUCUCAUAUGAGAUUGGCAGAAAUCGCCCACUCCCUUCUUAAAUUGGCCCCAUAUGACACGUUGACCAUGGAAAGCAGAGGACUGCGCCGCUACAUCACAGAAAUGUUACCCAUCACCGAUUGGUCGGCAGAGGCAAUUCGUCCCGCCCUCAUCCUCAUUCUGAAGAGGCUGGAUCGCAUGUUUAACAAGAUUCAUAAGAUGCCCACACUCAGGCGGCAGGUGGAGUGGGAGGCAGCUAGCAGUCUGAUUGAAGGGAUUUGUUUGACACUUCAUCGGCAGCCAAUCAUUUCCUUCCUCCCUCACCUGCGAUCUCUAAUCAAUGUUUGUGUCAACCUGGUGAUGGGGGUUGUGGGGCCAUCUAGUGUGGCAGAUGGACUUCCCUUGUUGCAUCUGAGUCCAUACCUGUCUCCUCCUCUUCCCUUCAGUACAGCAGUUGUGCGUUUGGUUGCCAUGCAGAUCCAGGCUUUAAAGGAUGACUUCCCACUCAGUCAUGUGAUCUCCCCCUUCACCAAUCAGGAGAGACGAGAGGGGAUGCUGCUUAAUCUCUUGAUUCCAUUUGUAUUGACUGUGGGCUCAGGGAGUAAAGACAGCCCUCAUCUGGAGCAGCCAGAGGUAUUUCUACUUUUGCAGACAGUCAUUAACAUCCUGUUACCUCCGCGCAUUAUCAGCACUUCCCGCAGUAAGAACUUUGUUCUGGAUGCAUCCCCUGCCCACUGCUCCACCCCAGGGGACACUGGGAAAGAUCUGCGUAGAGAGGGACUGGCUGAGUCCACCAGCCAAGCAGCUUAUCUUGCUCUGAAGGUGGUCUUAGUCUGCUUUGAGCGACAGUUGGGUAAUCAAUGGUACAAGCUGAGUCUGCAGGUCAAGGAAAUGGCCCUGCGUAAAGUCGGUGGUCUGGCUUUCUGGGAUUUUAUUGACUUCAUAGUGCGCACAAGAAUUCCAAUCUUUAUUCUAUUGCGCCCCUUCAUACAAUGCAAGCUGUUGACCCAACCAGCUGAGUCUCAGGAGGAGAUCACGGCCCGUCACCAUAUUGCAGAGCAACUAGAGCGUCGUUUCAUCCCACGGUCCCUCUGUAAGAGCUCUCUGUUUGCUGAGUUCAGCAACGAGCUCAAGAUCCUGAAAGAGGCUGUGCAUAGUGGCUCCGCAUACCAAGGAAAGACUUCCAUCAGUACUGUUGGCACGUCCACCUCUGCAUACAGGUUGAGUCUGGCCACCAUGUCCCGCUCCAACACCGGUACAGGAACUGUCUGGGAGCAGGAGAGCCAACCCUCACGCCAGCCCUCACAGGACACACUCAGUCGUACCGAUGAGGAGGAGGAGGAAAAUGACUCCAUCAGCGUCCCCAGCGUGGUAAGUGAGCACGAAGCUUUCCUCCCCAGGCUCAUUUCCCAGCGGCGUUUCUCCAGUCACGCCACAGGGUCGGCUGCCACUCAGCCUGAACCAGGCAUGAGCACCAUGCUGCCCAGUCACAGUGAACCCAAUGUGCUAGAUGAAUCCCAGGGGCUUCUGGAGGAGGGUAACCUGUCUAGGGUUGCCAGCGUGCAGAGUGAACCAGGACAGCAGAAUCUGCUAAUCCAGCCACCUCUCGGUCGUAAAAGAGGACUUAGGCAGCUACGGCGACCCCUGCUGUCUAUACAGAGGGUGCAGGACGAGUCUCGUGGACGUCAGGGAGCCAGACUCUCAACAACCCGCAGGAGCAUUCAGCCUAAGAUUCAUGGUGACCAAAAGAGGUCUGUCACUUUCACUGAGACCCAGCAGGAACCGGCUGCCAGAUCUCCAACUGCCACUCCCAGCCACAGCAGCGGCUUACCAGGGGUCACAGAGGGCGGGAAGCUGAGCCAUGCUCCUUCAGAGUCCUCAUCACCUAGCAUCAAAACUGCCCAGCACAAACCAGCGUGGCCACAGUAUGAGAAUAAAGACAGGAAAGAUCAGGGGAGUGUACGGAGCAGUCUUUCUCCAACCCCUUCUGCUGCCUCUAGCUCCACUUCUAGAGCCUGCUCCCCUCUUCCUCCUUCCCUUCCCAUCCUGAGUACACCGUCCCGACUGGCCCCAACCCAGAUCAGAGAAAGCCCCGAGGACGAAGAGACCACGGGGCUUCUGCAAAACACGGACACCUCCCCUAGUGUAGGAGAGGACCGUGGCAUGGAGAACCCACUCCUGACCUCGCUGCUCACACCCCACGCUCUCUCUCCGCUCCCCCUGUCCCCUGUUGACCUGGAUCUGGACGAGUCUCACGUGUGAGAAUGUCCAGCUUCAGGAUACUGUGCUAGUUAAACAGGAAGUGGAAAAAAGAAAUCCUGAUCAGAUCAGAUUUCUUGAAUAACUUUAAUUGUGUCAAUUUAAGCUAUCAUGGGAUAUCCUUUGCAAUUAAUAAGACACAUUUAUGAAGCACUGUGCAUAAUUCUACACACCAAUGAAGGUAAAUAAGGUUAAUGUACUAUUCAGUCUUUAGUGAGAUAAAUUAUGUAAUUUUAAAUCAAUUAAGAUGAGCAUUUUGUGAAAAUUAUAACUACAAAAACUCAUUAUAUAGAUGUAUUCUAAAUAUUUGUCAUCUGUUAAAGAAUUAUUUUAGAGGAUUAUAUAAAAAUAGAUAUUUAGAAUAAAUAUUAUAAAUGCUUUAUUUUCAGAAAUAUAAAGAUGCUUGUAUAAUAUUGUUGCCAAAUAUUUGUUUGCAAAGACAAAUACAAAGCACCUGCCAAAUAUUCAGUGGGAACAAAAUAAGAAAAAAACUGAUUAAUGUAUUACAUAUUGAAAUAAAUAUAUAUAA
Carassius carassius (crucian carp) is the source of this 10627-nucleotide messenger RNA. RefSeq names its product protein unc-80 homolog. The coding region runs from base 172 to 10101 and encodes 3309 amino acids. Gene Ontology annotation, biological process: monoatomic cation homeostasis. NCBI's taxonomy places the organism in Eukaryota, Metazoa, Chordata, Actinopteri, Cypriniformes, Cyprinidae. Gene Ontology annotation, molecular function: monoatomic cation channel activity. The transcript is spliced from 64 exons. Gene Ontology annotation, cellular component: axon; cation channel complex. The record is from RefSeq and is a predicted model, not a curated record.